Scatophagus argus is the source of this 2698-nucleotide messenger RNA. It is a transcript of the gene ttll6, whose product is annotated as tubulin tyrosine ligase-like family, member 6. The record is from RefSeq and is a predicted model, not a curated record. The transcript has 17 exons. Gene Ontology annotation, biological process: microtubule cytoskeleton organization; protein polyglutamylation. Lineage: Eukaryota; Metazoa; Chordata; Actinopteri; Scatophagidae. The coding region runs from base 395 to 2698 and encodes 767 amino acids. Gene Ontology annotation, cellular component: cilium. Gene Ontology annotation, molecular function: tubulin-glutamic acid ligase activity; tubulin binding.
UUACCAUAGCAACGGCACAGUCCAUAUAGCUAGCUAUACGCUGUUAGCUUCCAACUAAAGCGUCCAAAAUAAGUUGUUUACGAGGAGUUAAACGUUUAUUAGAGAAAAUAAAAUUCUGAGACGUUUUGGCUUAACUUCUUGGCUUGUCUUAACGGCAAAACUCUUUUAGCUGAACUGCUGUAUUUCAUUAUUAUGAGCUACAUGGGAGACAUACGGUGGUAAACUCCAGAGGCAGACGGUGCACAAGGUCGAGAUGUGGCUCAUUGGUUUGUCUGGUGAGGAGUGUGACAGCGUCUUAAAGGGCUCCUGAGACGAAGAUUCGUAUAUCAAAGACGUGUGGAGACAGCAUCUUCCAACACCACAGGCCUCACAAAUGGAGUCUUGACAGUUCAGGAUGGGUCUUCCUGUGGACAACCCGGACGGAAACGAUGGUGCACAUAAACACGAGCAGCAGGGAGAAGGAGAGGGGGGCGAGAGCCAAACCGAAACCCUCACCUGCAGCCCGCCGCCCAUCAGCAAGAAGAGGAGAAAAGGCAAGAAGAGACUGUGGAUCAACCUCACCAACUGCAAAUAUGAAAGUGUGCGACGCGCUGCUCGCAGAUACGGCCUCAGAGAGGCGGUGGAGGCCGAAGACUGGACCCUUUUUUGGACCGACUGCUCUGUGUCUCUAGACCGCGUUAAGGACAUGAAGCGCUACCAGAAAAUAAACCAUUUCCCAGGGAUGAGCGAGAUCUGCCGCAAAGAUUCACUGGCAAGAAACAUGAACCGCAUGCUCAAGCUUUUCCCCAAAGACUACAACGUCUUCCCCAGAACGUGGUGCCUUCCUGCAGAUUACAGUGACUUCCAGGCUUACACCAGGGCCAAAAAAAGCAAGACAUACAUCUGUAAGCCUGAUACCGGUUGCCAAGGCAAAGGCAUCUUCAUCACCAAAUCAACUAAAGACAUUCAGCCUGGAGAACACAUGAUCUGCCAGGUUUACAUCUCCAAGCCUUUCAUAAUUGACGGAUACAAGUUUGACCUGCGUAUCUACGUGCUGGUGACGUCAUGUGACCCGUUCAGCAUAUUCAUGUUCAGGGAGGGACUGGCUCGCUUCUGCACCACUAAGUACAACGAGCCGACACACAGCAACGUGGAUGACGUGUGCAUGCAUCUCACCAACUACUCCAUCAACAAGAACAGCGAGAACUUUGUCCGCGACGAGGACACCGGCAGCAAACGAAAACUGUCCACCCUGAACAAGCUCCUGGAGUCCUUCAGCUGCAACACUGACAAGAUGUGGAACGACAUCGAGGACAUGAUCAUCAAGACUCUGAUCUCUGCUCACCCCAUCCUCAAGCAUAACUACCACACGUGUUUCCCCAACCACACCACCGGCAGCGCCUGCUUCGAGAUCCUGGGCUUCGACGUGCUGCUGGACCACCGGCUCAGACCCUGGGUGCUGGAGGUGAACCACUCCCCAAGUUUUACCACCGACUCGCUGCUGGACCGCGAGGUGAAGGACGCGUUACUGCACGACACCCUGGUCCUCAUCAACCUGGGCGCCUGCGACCGCCGCAAGAUCACCAAAGAGGAGAGACGCAGGGUGAAGGACAGGCUGCAGCAGAACAGCUCCAGAGAGGCCAGGUCGGAGGAGCUCCGUCAGUGCCAGGCUGCCUCUGUGGAGCAGAUGGAGAGGUACGAGGCCAAACACCUGGGAGGCUUCAAGAGGAUCUACCCCAGAGAGGGAGGAGACAAAUACGACAAGUACUUUAAACACAGCAGCUCGCUCUUCCAGGAGACGGCAGCGUCCAAAGCCAGAGAGGAGUGUGCCAGGCAACAACUGCAGGAGCUGCGUCUGAAGCAGGAGCAGAACGAGCAGAGGGGAGGCCAGAGGAGGAGAGACUUGCAGGGGGAGACAGCGGGGGAGAGAGCCAAACCCCGCCGAGCACAAACACAACCCCCCAAGUCAAACCCACAGCCGCUGCCUCUGUUCAGUGUGUCGGCAGAGCCCGAAGCCGGAGGAGCCCGAGAGGAGCCGCAGGACGAGGAGGAGGAGGAGGAAGGGAAGGAGGCAGAGAUGGAGGAGCAGGAGCGAGUGGUUGCUCUCCUCCAGAGGAAGAAGCUCCUGCAGGACCUGGGGGUGGUGGACCAGAUCCACCGGCUGCUGCAGGGCCGCACAGACGGAGACGGAGUCCUGCAGGACGGCCACCAGCAGGGCAAGCAGGCCCACCACAGACCACAGCAGAUGAAGUUUGAGGCUCUGACACAGCUUUCCAAAAGGACAAAGCAGCAGCCCUGCACUCACACGUCUCGGCAGGCGCCGCAGAUCCAGGCCAGUGCCAAUUCUGCACACAUCCACUCCCACAUGACUCAGCAGUGCCUGUUCAGGCCCCCGCUGGACCACAGGGGCCCGAACGAGUCCGAGGCCGAGAGCCACAACAGGGCCGCAGAAACACGACGGACCGCCAGCGCCCGGCGGAUCCUCUGGCCAGUCAGCGGCAGCUCCUACACCGACACCCGGUCCCGUCCCAGCAUCCCCAACAUAAACCACGUCCCCCACGGAGGCCUGCGCUGCCGUGCCUACACGUCCCACGACCCCGCGGCCCUGCAAAGCCUCCUCGUCAUCUCCACUCGCGCCCCCCUGGUCAGGAGGCCUGGCUUCUCUCACAUGGUCCGCAACCCCUCCCGCAGAGCCCCCCAGCACGGUAAAGGGCAGUGA